AUGAUGCGACCGUCGCGCGACGGAUUCGUGCGACAAAACUCGGGCGCCGACGGGCUCGUGCGACGAGCCCAAGGGAUGAACCUCGGCCCUCGCGGGUCGCCCCGCAACGCCAUAGACGUCGUCCCGUCCGUCGAUUGGUCGUCCCGCGAAAGCACACCUCAGUCCAGGCCGCCUCCGGCCUCUGGCGCCGCCGGUGGCUCGCAUUUGUUACCGCAGGCUUCUAGUGUCCCUUGGGAUGAUCGUAGUAACAGCGACAAUGCGGCCUUACAGUAUCGUCGUAGCAGCACCACGACUAACGCUACUAGUAGUAGUAACGCGAAGGGAACCGCUGCUCGCAGCGGUAGCGGCGCUAUCAUUGGCGCGUUCGGUUCGCUCCUGCGCGGCGCUGUUGAUACGAGAGCUGCCUCCUCCUCCGGCGCCGCCGCCGCCGCCACCGCCGUUGGCAACUCACCAGCGGGUUGGCUGCUGCCGAUGGCGGAGGCUGACGUGGCACUGUCAGGCGACAGCGGCGGCGGCGGCGGCGGCGGCGGCGGAUACGACGGUUUUGAUGCUCGUCAGAGCCCCAGGUUUGACGGAGAGUCGAUUCUGUCGCCCGCAGCGUCUUCCAGGGAAGACGACAGCAGCGUUGUCAUGGCUCUCCCCGCGCUGCCGCACCGCGCGAUGUCGCACCAUGGCGGCGCGCUGCCGCCGAACCGUGGCGGUGCUGAUAACGGGGCUUCGUUUAUCGGGGAAUACAGUACUGGUAGCGGCGGUUACCCUGGGGGCGGCCCCGUGUGGACUCCGAGCGACACGACCUCAGAUUCCUCCGCGCUUCGGUGGCAGAGCUUCGCUACUAGCAACACUAGUCCUAGCAGCGCUAUAACGAAUCAGGAAGAUUCUAACGGGUUGCGCCAAGACGAGGAUGCUCAUAACGGGUAUAGCUUUGGUGGGAGCACGAGAGGCUCGUCUGGGAGGUUUCACCGGUCGCGCAGCAGCGGAAGCCUGGCGGACACAGGGUCCGCGGAAGGGAGCUGGGGGAGGAAGGGGAAGGGGAAGGGGGAAGGGGCGGUGGGAUUAGAAAGGGAGAUGGGGCUAGCGUGGAGACGGGAGGGGGGUGGGCGCGAAAAGGGACUGGAGGAAAGGGGAGACGAGGAAAGGGACAAAAAUGAGAUGGAGAGAGAAGAGGAAACGCAGGGAGACGAGGUGGGGGAGGGAGAGGGAGAGGAGGAGGAGGAGGAGGAGGAGGGGAGUGAGGAAGAGGAGGGGCUGGAGAAUUCGGAGGAGGACGAGGACGAAGAGGGGGAGAGCGAGGGAGAGGAGGGGCAGCGAGUGCUGUUCUUUAAUGACACGGACAGUAGCGUGGAUGGCGGUGACAGCCAUAGCUCUGGUCAUGCGGACGGGGACAGUAUCAAGUAUGGCCAUGGGGUUGGUUAUGUGGGUAGGCACGGCAGUGUUGGUAGCCUUGGCGGGGGGAGUGGCGGGGGGAAGAGGCACACGAGGAUGCGCAGGGGCGGUGGCGGGAGAGGGGAGAGCGGGAGCAGGAGCAGCAGUCGAAGUGGGGAGGGAAUGGGGGGAAGCAUGGGGGGGAGCAUGGGGGGAAGCAGCGCUGGAGGAAGCUUCAGGGGGAGCAUUGGGGAAAGCAUUAGUGGCAGUUUCGGUGGAGGAAGCAUAGGGGGAGGCAUGGGCGGUAGCAUGGGCGGAGGAGGUAGAGGGGGAAGCAUGGGCGGAAGCGUGGGGGGAAGCGUGGGCAGAAGUAGAAGCGUGGAGGAGGAGGUGGAGGGCUCUUUAGAUUACCCCCUGUCGCCCCGCUCCCUCUCUGGAAGGUUCCUGGGUAUAGUGGUGGAGGAGGAUGCUGAGGGGGAGGGGGAGGGCGAAGGCGAGGGGGAGGUGCAAGGAGAGGGAGAAGAGGAGGAACAAAUAGGAGUAGAGGGGAGGGAAAUUGCGGCAGGAAGACACCCCGAUAGCCUCAUGCAGCAUCAACAGCAGGCGCAGCAGCAACAAGAGCAGCAGGGGGUGUCGAGUCGGCCGCGCACGGGUGGGUCGAUGGGCAGUGAGAGGCGCAGCUUCGACCGGUUCCAAGAAGAGCUCUUCCAGUCACAACGCUCCCUCGCCACCCCCUCCCUGCUCUCACACCCCUCCGAGGGUACCCUCUCACAGCGCUCUGAAGGCACGCUGUCGGAACGGUCUGAUGGGGAGGCCGCCGCUGCUGCUGCUGCUGCUGCUGCUCGGCCGUGGGCAGAGGGGCCUUACUCUGGUCCUUCGCAUGCCGAGAGAAUGGAGAUCACGGAGGGCGUGGAGGGAGAGGAGGGAGAGGAGGGAGAGGAGGGAAUGGGGAGAAUGGAGGGAGAGGUGUUCUCACAGGAGAGAGAAGUGUUUGCUCGGGAGACAGAGGACAGGGUGAGGCUGAGGCGGCCCUGGGCCAGCAGCGAGGAGCACUAUUGCGGGGAUGGGAGGGACGGGGAUGGGAACGGGAGGGAUGGGAGGGGCGGGGUACGGCGCUAUAGCGAGGGGAGCAGCAUGGCGGUAGGAGGGGAGAGGGGGUGGAAGGAUGGGCGAUGGAGUGAGGGCAGUCCGGAGGUAGAGGCAGGGGGGCUUGGGCUUGGGUGUGUGAAUGCUGCAGGUGGGUAUCUGAGCCCGGGUGGUGGUGGUCCGGGGGGGACAAGUCUUGAAGAUGAGUAUCUGCCGCUCAAGAAAGGGCCUGGUUGGUCGCCGCUUCAGCAGCAGAAGCGUCAUCAGUACGACCAUGGGCAGCAGCAGCUUCAGCAGCAGCAGCGUCAUGGUGAGGGCGGUGAGAUGCUGGGGGACAGAGAGGAGCAGCAGAGAGCGCAUGGGCAGAGUAUGGUGCUGGGAAGUGAAGGGCGGGGGGAGCAGUGGGGCCGGGGCAGCGGAGACGAGCAACGGGUGUACAGGCUGGGAGGAGAAGGAGCGGAUGAAGGAGAGGAUGCAGAUGGGAUUGAAGAUGGGACUGAAGGUGGUUCCCUUGCGGUGGAGCCUUACGAGUGCACUAGCGGACGCUCCUUGCCAGCCGAUGCGCCGUGUGUGCCGCCCGACGUGUCGUGCGAUGCAGUGCAGGUUCCCAACGAGAUGCGCAUUGGCGAUGAGCUGGCCAUCCGCUUCACCCUCACCAACAACUCCCCCCUCCCGCUGCAAGGCGAGGUAGAGGUGGUGGCAGCAGUGGAGUGGGCGAGUGAGAGCGACAGCGAGAGGGACAGCACGCGGGGGGCUCUCACGCCCGGCUCGCUCAAGCGGGGGGGCGAGAGGUCAGCAGGCAGGCGGCAGCGGCGGGAGAAGCGCGAGUUCCUACCACCCCUCGCUGCCCACGAGAGCGUGACCAUCGACGUCCAGCUGGCGCUUGACGAUUCGUCGCUGCCGGCGCCCUUCUCCCUCGCGUCCGUGUCGACUGAGCUCGUGGCGAACGGCCAGCGCUCCCACAAGCGGCGCAAGCAGGUGCGGCUGGUGCCGGGAUAUGUGCCGACCACAGCUAGCGCAAGCAGUCCCACGGGGCAGUGGGUAAUGGGCGCAGGGGGGGCGGCGGGGCAGCAGCAGUGGGCGGAGGUGCUGCUGCUGACAGAUGAGCGCUUCACGUCCACGCAGUAUGGUGCCUGGCGUUCCAUCUGCUGCCUGCUCGGGCUGCAGCAUGCGGUGUGGGACAUACGGCUGCAGAAGGGGCUUCUCGCACCCGACGCCGCAACACCCACCGCAGCAGCAUCUACAUCAGCAGCAACAGGAGCACGCGGGACCAGCCCCAACGCGCCCAGCACAGCCAACCCUAAAUCACCCCACUCUACUGCCACCGGCACCGGCACAGGCAAUGACAACGACCCUCCCGGGUGGCUAUCUCGCCACGCCCUGGUCGUGCUCCCCCACGCGCCCCCCACCUCCAAGCUCCCCCCGCUGCUGCUGCGCGUGCUGCCCCAGAUGGUCGCGACCAGGGGAGGCGUAUAUGGCGCCGAGACCGUGGGUGUGCUUAUAGGGGGGGUGUCUGCCGCCCAGCUGGCCAAUCACAUGCUGGACCUCGCACAGACGGUCAGGACGCUGGAGGCACAGAAGCUCAGGGUAAGCAUCCCUUCCUGCUCCACCAAUCACUCCUCCUCCCCCCUUCUGGCCUUCCUCCCAUACCCUCUUUCCCCCCUUUCUUGUUUCCUUUCCUUUCUUCUUGCCCGAUGCAUUGUAAGUUUGGUGCUCACGCCUCAGUAG
Molecule: messenger RNA, 4176 nt
Organism: Closterium sp. Yama58-4
Lineage: Eukaryota; Viridiplantae; Streptophyta; Zygnematophyceae; Desmidiales; Closteriaceae
Source: the annotation of a GenBank genome assembly